Molecule: messenger RNA, 4221 nt
Organism: Marchantia polymorpha subsp. ruderalis
Lineage: Eukaryota; Viridiplantae; Streptophyta; Marchantiopsida; Marchantiales; Marchantiaceae
Source: the annotation of a GenBank genome assembly
CUGGCGCGGCAUUCGUGCCGAUCCCGUUGCGCUUGGGCAGCAGCGAAGCAGCUGGACUGGUCGUAUUAGGUCGUAGUCGUAGUCGCGUGGUCUGCAUUCGGAGGGUUUAAGCGAGGGCCGGGGGCCAAUAAUGUAGCGCUUGGACUUUGGGCACACUCGGGCGCGUCCUGAGCUCCCUUUCGGUCUGGCUGGACGAGGACGAGCCAUGGCGUGCCUUGCCGAGGCUCGCUCUGGAGUCAGGUGCUGGAGCCCGAGCCGCGCGAGGCCCCAGUGCAUUUAUGGCCCGAGGGCGUGGGGGCGGGGCCGAGAAAAUCUAUAGAGAAAGGUCGAUCUUUUAUUAGGUGGAACGGGGGCCGGGGUAUUCUCGGGGUCCUGGGUUCUUGUGCUUGGCAAGAGCUGGAUUAUUCCUCCCCUCGCUUUUGUGGGGACGUGAACUCCGCCUCGCAUCUUGCGGAGUUAGCUCAGCACAUCUCAUAGCCACGCACGCGCUUUGGCUUGUGGAGUGGCGCUCCUUAUCUCAAGGAUUGCGGAGCAGUAUAGGAAUUGUUUCUCAGAUGAGCAGCUGCGGACAGGAGCACCGCCCCGGGCAUCAGCUUGCAUCCAUCAUCCCGUGAGCCAGCAAGCUCUUACCUGUACUGUCCCUGGGCUCCCGAUUCAUUCUGGAAUUCCACCAGGUCGUUCUUUCGAGGGCAGGUGGUGCUGGAUUGGGGCGUGGGGUUUGUGUGUUGAUUUGGUUUGGCGUGCGAAUGCGAGUUUGGAUUGUUGUGUCUUUCCUCUCCUACCGAGCGAAGGCAGGACGAGAGCGACGGGUUAGUAUCGACGUUCUGUCACAAGAUUCAGGCCUUGACGGGCUGUGUCUGCCCCUCUCUCAAUCGGGUGUGUGAGGGCAGAUUUUGUCAAGAGCUGAUCUCACCCAGCUCGGGCAGUAUGGAUGCAAUUGAAAUCGGUUGGAGAUAUCGUUUGAAGAGGGACGAAAGUACUUAGGUCAGGAGCCAGAAGAGAAGAUCUUUGGGACAAGAAAGAAAUAUCGACAAGACGAGAAAGGAGCGACGUGUGCCGAAAAGGAUACGGUGAUGGGCGGACCUCUGGAGGUGGCAAUGCCAAGGGUCGAAGGAGGGGAGGAGAAGCGUUCAUUCCGACAGCGAGCAAGAGGACAUAUUUCGAAAUACUUCCACACUAAGUCUACGAACAAAGAACAGAAGGAGAAUAAUCACUCCCACAGCCCAGUCAGUAUCCCGCAGAGAGACGAGGCGUUUGGUCCGCCUCCUGGCAGUCACCGAAGAAAUUUGUCCAAAUCCAGCCCUCAAAGCAGCGUUGUAAAUGGGUCCUCUUCACUGAGCGAGGUGCACUCCGGCUCUUACCCGGAUCCCAAGGUUGACUACCCUGAUGAGUUCAAGUGCCCAAUCUUGGACACGCUCAUGGCUGAACCCGUUAUCAUAGAAUCUGGGAUCUCUUAUGAGCGUAUGGUGAUUAAGCGGUAUUUGGAGCUAGGUCACAGGCAGUGCUUCAAAACUGGGGUUGCUCUCGACUCGGAUGCUGUACUUAAGAAUACAUCUUUGAAGACAGCCAUCGAACACUGGUGCGAUUCCAAUGGAGUUUCUAGACCCACGCCCCCUAGUCCUGAGGUUGCGAAGAAUGCCGUAGACCGUGUAUGCCGACUGGACACCUCAACGUCCGAGUCUUUUGGCCCAGAUGCACCAUACACUCCCGACUCUUUCACUGGCGAAUCGUCUACAUCGGAUUCCAGAAUGCCGCACUCUGAAAAUGACCUUAGAGGUCUGCAGGUCCACGACAACGUGUCUGGGAAUUCCGCAAGUCUUGAAGACGACGUGGGGAACAUAUCGCAGAAUAGGCAGUUUGAGUCCAGGCAUACGUGGAGCGAGGGGCAUCUGAAGCACUCUCUGGAGCAGCUCCAUAACAGCGCGACCGUAAGUGGUCGUCAUGAUGGUUUUCCCUGCGACGACCGACCUUCCCCUUCUUCUUCUUCUUCCAUCGGGUAUGCCCACACUGUCACUAUCGCCGCUUCUCCCAUGAUCAGCAAGGCGGAAUCCGUCGAAAGCUCUAGGAGUCCAGUUCCUUUAGCACUCACGCGGACGCCUGUAUCAUUCAGCCCCGAAAUCAGCCCUUCGACUGGUUCUGCAGGGAGCCUGAAUGCCGACAUGAUCCAGCGUCUGGCUAGCAAGUUGCAACAUAAGCACGUCAAGGAGCAAGAAGAUGCGGCGAUGGAAAUUCGUCGUCUUUCUCGAAUUGGUGCUCAAAACAGAAUAGAGUUGUGCGAGCCGGCAGUGCUCGAAGCCCUUCUACCUCUUCUGCAGUCGCGCUACUCACAGGUGCAAAUCAACGCCGCGGCUGCUGUAAUGAAUCUCUCGCUGGAGAAAGGCAACAAAUUGAAAGUAGCGAGGGCCGGGGCUAUCCCCUACCUCGUCGAUGUUCUGAAGAGCGGUGUCAUGGAUGCACAAGAGCAUGCAGCUGGAGCAAUCUUCAGUCUUGCUCUCAACGACGAGAACAAAAUGGCAAUCGGAGUCCUGGGAGCCAUCCCUCCUCUCAUUCAUCUGCUGCGUUCGAGCCAGCAUGCUGCUCGACGAGACGCCGCAAUGGCUCUGUACCACUUAUCCUUCUCGCAGAUGAACCGUAGCAAGUUGAUCAAAGCUGGCGGAGUGGGGACCUUCCUAGGAAUUGCUCGGGACGAAAGGAGCGAUGUUGUGAGCCGAGCCCUUCUCAUCCUGUGCAACAUCGCUGCGAUGCAGGAUGGUCGUGCCGCCCUAGCCGAGAAGGACGCCGUACCUGUGCUAGUCAGUCUACUCACGAAGGGGGAUGAGGACAGUGGUGGGGCUGACAAGAGCGAAGAGCACAAGGUAAACUGGCCGGAGGUUCGAGAACACGCUGCCGCUGCACUGCUGCAAUUAUCGCAACACAACUUCCGGUUCAGAACGCAGGCCACACAAGCAGGUGCAUUGGACGGUCUCCAACGCUUAGAAGCGGAGGGGACACCCCGUGCUCGAGAGAAAGCUGCGGCGCUUCUGUCCAUUUUGCGUGAAGCUCCGAGGGGUCAAAAGAGUUCUCUAGACAUUCCCACGUCCCUGUAUCCCCGGCGAUCCUACGUCCGGCCUGGAGGGGACAUGCCGAAAGCAGAAUCGGCCAUCUUCUGAGGAUAUUUGCGCAGGAUAUCGCUACCUUUUGCCCCUCUCCUCUGCCCUUGUUCAUAUGAGUCAGAAUUAUCAUUACAUUUCCCUUAGUGCUAGAAAUCGCUCUCGCUCUCAACAUUGGGAAGCCAGCCCUCUCUCCUCUUUCCUGCAUGAUUGUACAUGUGGAUGAACCAUUGAUCGUUAAUUGCGAAAUUAGUUCCUCUGGAAACCAGGGAGCGUGUUGAUUUGGGUGCACUGGGUUGAAAGGUAUCCUGGACUAAGGAGCUGUUCAACUCGGUGAACGGCGACUUUACCUAGCCGUUUUCGCCGGGGUUCCGGGGUCUUCCACGAGAAAGUUUUUGUUUCCCAAUCGGAAAGAAGUGUCAGUGAGGAGGUCUUUCAUUUCACAUGUGUUCCUUCACUUUCCGGGUCCGAACAGAGGCACUCUCGAGAGUUGAUGUGCGCCCCGCUUGUUCCAAAGCCUUGAUACUCUGGGCCAGAGGUCUUUGUCUCUCUGUCUCAGAGUGACUUUGUAUAUUGUUUGAUGAUCAAAUUAAAAAAGAUCCACAUUCAGGAAAUAUCCAGCGGUCGCUUUGAGUUUAAGCGCUGCAGCGUCUUCUUGCGACUCAGCUUCUGAUUGUGAUUGUUGUUUGUCCCUGAGCUUCUUGUGUUGUCCGCUACGCAGUGAGGAGCAAGUGAUCCAAUGUGAGCACCUUAGAUCCUUCCUCUAACCUGAUUGCAAAUGACAAUCGCUGUUCUGAGUAGUAAAUUAUCGGUGUACAUAUCUCAACUUGUUAAUUUUUUCCUGGAUCUUCUCUUGGUAUCAGCAUUCUUUCUUAUGCAUUUUUCAGGUUUGCACUCGAUUCUGCAUUUCAACCACGCAAAGUUCGUUCUCCUUAUUUCUACGCUGCAUCGUCCCGGCUGAAACUCGGCGCCUGUGUGUCUUCACCACUGAGGGAUUUUUUCUCCGUCCUUAGCUAGCAUCCACCAUCAGCAGUCCCAAGGUGGCACGAAAAGCUGCCCUCUUCUUGUCUGAACUCGCUGGCGGGAAGGAGGUGGGAAUGCAUGGAGUGUCGAGGCCGCAACUUGUGUAAAG